This is a messenger RNA of Jaculus jaculus (lesser Egyptian jerboa), 2860 nucleotides long. It is a transcript of the gene Csrnp1, whose product is annotated as cysteine and serine rich nuclear protein 1. Gene Ontology annotation, cellular component: nucleus. The transcript has 5 exons. The record is from RefSeq and is a predicted model, not a curated record. NCBI's taxonomy places the organism in Eukaryota, Metazoa, Chordata, Mammalia, Rodentia, Dipodidae. Gene Ontology annotation, molecular function: DNA-binding transcription factor activity, RNA polymerase II-specific; sequence-specific DNA binding. Gene Ontology annotation, biological process: regulation of transcription by RNA polymerase II. The coding region runs from base 96 to 1829 and encodes 577 amino acids.
CCCGUCCCACCCCACGCUGGGACCCCGGGUGACAUCGGUGUCCUUGGCCAAGCACCCCGGAUCGCAGGUCGUCUGCCACGAGCCCCAGCGCCAUCAUGACUGGGCUGUUAAAGAGGAAGUUUGACCAGCUGGAGGAGGACUUCUGCUCUUCGUCCUCCUCAUCCUCGAGCUGCCUCUCUUGCUCCUGUUCCCCCAGUUCUUCUGCUUCCCUUGCUUGGGACUCGGAUGAGGAGAAACCUUGGGGUCAAGCAACUCAGCCUGAUCACAACCUCAGUGGCCUCCAAAAUUUCACCCCUCUUUCCAUCUUGAAGCGGGCUCCCCGGGAGCGCCCAGGCCACGUAGCCUUCGGCGGCAUCACGGUCUACUACUUUCCGAGGUGCCAGGGAUUCACCAGUGUGCCCAGCCGUGGUGGCUGCACCUUGGGCAUGGCUCCUCGCCACAGUGCCAGCCGCCUCUUCUCCUUGGCUGAGUUUUCCCAAGAGCAAGCCUGGGCUCGGCGCGAGAAGCUUCGCCAGGUCUUGAAGGAGGAGAAGCUAGAGAAGCUGUCAUCAGCUGGGGCAUCUGAGGCUGAGGCAGGCCUGCCCCUCACAGCGAAUGCCAUCGAUGACGCCUCGGUGGAGGAGGACUUGGCAGUGGCCGUGGCCAGAGGCCGAUUGGAGGAAGUGAACUUCCUGCAGCCCUACCCUCCUCGGAAACGCCGAGCCCUGCUUCGGGCUUCGGGUGUGCGGAGGAUCGAUCGCGAGGAGAAGCGGCAGCUGCAGGCCCUGCGCCAGUCACGGCAGGACUGCGGCUGUCGUUGCGAUGGGGUCUGUGACCCUGACACGUGCAGCUGCAGCCUGGCGGGCAUCAAGUGCCAGAUGGAUCACACGACGUUCCCCUGUGGCUGCUGCCGGGAGGGCUGUGAGAAUCCCAGCGGCCGGGUGGAGUUCAAUCAGGCCCGAGUUCAGACUCACUUCAUCCAUACGCUCACCCGUCUGCAGCUAGAGCAAGGGGCCGAGAGUCUGGGGGAGCUGGAGGCUCCUGCCCAGGGAGCUCCCCCCAGCCCUGUGGAGCAGACCUUGGUCUCUGCUUUCCCCCUGGUCAAGUCGCCGGGGAGCAGUGAAUCGGGGGACAACAGCUGCAGCAGUGACAUGACCACAGAGUCGUCGUCCUCUUCCGGCAGCCACGAGGCUCCGCACCACCCUGCCUGUGCCAGCCUGCCAGGCCCCGGCUGCCAGCCUGGAGUCGAUGACAACAGCCUGGCACAGAUCCUGAGCCUCAGUGAUUCUGACCUGGGUGGUGAGGAGGACGACGAGGAGGGUCAGGGAGUGGGGAACCUGGACAACCUCAGCUGCUUCCAGCUGGCUGACAUCUUUGCUCCUGGUGACCUGGGUGGCUUGACCAGUAGGACCCUGAGCCAGUCUGGCUGCAGCCUCGUGCCGGGCAUCCUGGAUGAGAAUGCCAACCUGGAUGCCAGCUGCUUCUUAAAUGGGGGACUUGAAGGGUUGAAAGAAGGCAAUCUCCCCGGAACCUCAGUGUCCCCUGGGGUGGACGCGGGCCAGAGCAUCUCCUUGGACCUCAGCUUGUCAUCCUGUGACUCUUUUGAGCUGCUCCAGGCUCUGCCGGAUUACAGCCUGGGGCCUCACUAUUCUUCCUAUAAGGCGCCUAACAACCUAGAGGCUCUGCAUGGCCCCCUGGCCAGCCUCUCUCCACCAAGGGAUGCCAGCACUUGCUUCCUGGAGUCCCUCAUAGGCUUGCCGGAACCGGCCACUGAAGUCCUGGCUCCUCUUCUCGACAGCCAGUUUGAGGAUGCCACCCUGCCACCCCUGAUGGAACCGGUCUCUGUGUGAGAUUAGGGUGCCUUCUUCCCAUCCCAACAGCCCCGUUGCUGCUUAAUUUAAAUUUUUUUUUUUUUGAGGCUCCCCUCUAGAUCUGUAUGUAUGUAACAGUCUCCCAUGGGCUGGCCCAGCCACAUGUACCAUGUGGGAAACUCCUUAUUUUUAUAUUAACACUCUGAAUGUAUUUAUUUUUGUUAACUUUUCUGGGCUGAAGAGAGUGGGGGAGGGCUUCCCCUUUCCGACGCCUGGCCCCCCUUCCUAUGCCCAUGCAGGGCUCUGCCCACCUCCCAGCGUGUGCCAAGCAGGGGAGGAGGCGGCAGCAGGGCCCUCUUGGAAUCUCACAGGUCGGUUUCCAUGUCUGUAAAAUGCUUCUUGACCCAGAGACAAUGUGUCAGAGCUAAAGCCAGGCACUUGAUGUCGCGGAGCCCUGGACCCCAUGGGUGGCUGCGUCUCAAGGACUGUGAAGACUAGUAAUUUAUUUUUGUAAUUUAUUUGGGGACUGAGACACUGUUGGUUGUGCCUCUCUGGCUGGUGGGCAAGUGUUGGGGUAGAGUUUUGUUUUGUUUUGGAUUUUUUUGUACUGUACCCUGCCCUGUGUGUGGGUUUGAACCCAUGGCCAACAGCUGCCUGGCCCCUUGGAAGGCUGGGCAGACGCAGGCUGUGCUAUCUGACCAAAAGCCCCUUCUGCCCUGCCCCCUCACUUCCUUUCCCACCCCUUCUGCCCGCCCUGGAUCACCUCCUCAGGGCUUUGUGGGCACUGAACUCCAUCCUGGCCCACUGUGUGUGUGCCCCCCAGACCAGUUGGUAAGGGGCACCUCCUUAGGGCUUUUAUGCUCUUCGUCAACUGAUGUUGAAUUUUGUAUACAUUUUUAUAUUGUCUCUAAGUGUUAGAACUAUAAUUUAUUCAUAUCUCUGUUUGUCUGUGCCAAGAAACCCAGGCUCUGGGCCUGCCCCUUGCCCAGGAGGUCUUGCCCAGCCUGCGUGCUUGUGGGAACAUAUUGUACCUGUGCUGACAGGUACCAAUAAAGAGGCUUUAUUUUUAA